Molecule: messenger RNA, 1651 nt
Organism: Salarias fasciatus (jewelled blenny)
Lineage: Eukaryota; Metazoa; Chordata; Actinopteri; Blenniiformes; Blenniidae
Gene: kctd12.1
Product: potassium channel tetramerisation domain containing 12.1
Exons: 1
Coding region: 211-1077 (288 amino acids)
Biological process (GO): regulation of G protein-coupled receptor signaling pathway; protein homooligomerization
Cellular component (GO): postsynaptic membrane; presynaptic membrane; signaling receptor complex
Molecular function (GO): protein binding
Source: RefSeq, a predicted model, not a curated record
UCUGUCCCCCUUCAGGUGCAACAGGGACUUCUGUGACCAUUCAGUCAUCCAACAGUUAAAUGUUUACCGAGCGAGUCGACCCCCUGGUGCGCACGCGCUCGCGCGCACGCGGCCAGCCCAGGCUUCAUAAAAAGCGGGACCCGCGGCUGGCCGUCCUCAGUGUUUUCCGGUGAUCGUCCCGCACACCAACGCAGCAGCCCAGAGAGGAAGAUGGCAGUGGCCGACACGGAGCGCGCAGGGUCCGUCUGCGGGGACUCGGGCAGCCCGUUCUCAGAGAUCAUCGAGCUGAACGUGGGCGGACAGGUGUAUGUCACCAGGCACAAAACUCUGAUCGCGGUGCCGGACUCGCUCCUGUGGAACAUGUUCAGCAAGAAGUCUCCCAAGGACCUGGCCAGAGACAGCAAGGGGCGCUUCUUCCUGGACAGGGACGGCUUCUUGUUCCGCUACAUCCUCGAUUAUCUGCGGGACCUCAACUUGGUCCUGCCGGACUACUUCCCCGAAAAGAGUCGGCUUCAGAGGGAGGCUGACUUUUUCCAGCUGCGGGAUCUGGCCAAGCGCCUCAGCCCCCGGGUGAGUAAGGACAAUUCCAUCAGUGAGGAGAUCAGCCAGAGCGACACGGAGGACGGCGCGCAGCAGUGCGGCUCCUCCGGCGGCGCGGACGCUUUACGCACCGUGUCCGUCGGCGGCGCCGUGCGCUCCCCUUCCCUGGACUCCAGAAAGUCGGGAUACAUCACGAUAGGAUACCGCGGCACUUACACGAUCGGCAGAGACAUCCAGACCGACGCCAAGUUCCGGAGAGUGGCGCGCAUCACCGUGUGCGGUAAGACGUCUCUGGCCAAGGAGGUGUUCGGAGAGACGCUGAACGAGAGCAGAGACCCGGACAGACCCCCGGAGAGGUACACGUCGCGGUACUACCUCAAGUAUAAUUUUCUAGAGCAGGCGUUUGACAAGCUGACAGAGGCGGGCUUCCACAUGGUGGCCUGCAGCUCCACGGGCACCUGCGCCUACACGAGCAACGACCCGAACGAGGACAAAAUAUGGACCAGCUACACCGAAUACGUCUUCUGUCGAGACUGACCGGCGGCGCCCCGCACACCCGGUGUACAGAAACAUUUCACACUAUUAGAGGGGAAUGUCUGUAAGCAGUGUGCAUUUGCUGUGCUGAACGUGGUGUCCGUGCAGGGUGAGUGACUGCGGGAUAUUGCUCCAUUAUCGCAGGAAUUCGACACAUUAAACGCCCCCAAACCAGCAUUACAUCCUCAAACAUUUGACAACACGUCAAGAGAAUAAUUUGGAGACUAAAUACACAACUGAGUUGACACAUCCAUCCAAAGAUCUGAAACAGUGUGGUUGUAAAAAAAGCAAAAUGCCAUCAUCUCCAUCUCAAAGAACUGCAUGUCAAUGUUUCACUCCUAUCUGACUCAGUGCUGUGUGAAUUGAGUGGCAUCCAGGAAACAGACAAGCAGCGAUUAGUAUUCAGUGUCAUUGUAACUUCUAGGCUUGCUUGAGCUCUUGUUUGGCCAAGUUUUGUAUUAUCUAAUAGGCUCUUAUAGCUCUUCUAUCACUGACAUGAUUGUAAGCGUAUUGAGUGUCGGUAGAGUUGUGUUUGUUCUAAACCUGUUCAGACUUAAUAAAAUCUUAUACUCUGUUA